AUGGUCUACCUGCAAGCUGCAGAUGCCACUGUCAGUGGCGGGUAUCGUAGCCGCCUAGCGCUGCUCCUAACCACAAGAACUGCGGACGUGACAGCCCGUCAAAUCGAGGCUGGCUGGCCUCUACCGGCCAGAGGCAAAGUCAAAAAGGAGUUGGAUGGCACCUAUCAGCCAGUGUCUAGCGACCCGUCGUACUUGAACUCUAAUGGCACCACAAGCCCGAAGCCCAUCGGCAUGGUGGCUUCAGACUUUUCCAACGUCUGCGACGAAAAUCAGGUCGGCAAUCUAGCGCCAAGCCCCAGAGGCUUGCCAACGUUGAAGAAAGUGCAGAUCGUAUCGACUUGUGGAUGA
Molecule: messenger RNA, 348 nt
Organism: Fusarium poae
Lineage: Eukaryota; Fungi; Ascomycota; Sordariomycetes; Hypocreales; Nectriaceae
Exons: 2
Coding region: 1-348 (115 amino acids)
Source: RefSeq, a predicted model, not a curated record